This is a messenger RNA of Arthroderma uncinatum, 1515 nucleotides long. Its product is annotated as threonine aspartase 1. The record is from RefSeq and is a predicted model, not a curated record. Gene Ontology annotation, molecular function: threonine-type endopeptidase activity. NCBI's taxonomy places the organism in Eukaryota, Fungi, Ascomycota, Eurotiomycetes, Onygenales, Arthrodermataceae. Bases 1 to 1515 code for a protein of 504 amino acids. The transcript is spliced from 6 exons. Gene Ontology annotation, biological process: protein maturation.
AUGUGGGUAUGCAGCAGAGCUUCCUCUAUUGGUAUGGCAAUCUUGAAGGCCGGUGGGAGCGCAGUUGAUGCAGUCGAAGCAGCUAUCAAGUUUCUCGAAGACCACGAGCUCACUAAUGCCGGGUAUGGCAGCAAUCUGACAAUUACUGGUGCUGUGGAGUGUGAUGCUACGGUUGUCGAUCACCUUGGUCGUAGUGGCGCCGUUGGAGCAGUUCAACACAUCAAAAACCCAAUUUCACUCGCAAGAGUGGUAUUGGAUACCUCAACAAAGCCCCUCACGCUCAACCGAGUCCCUCCAAACCUCCUUGUAUGCUCUGGCGCUACGGAAUUUGCUUACGAACAUGGUAUGCCGGUUCUUCCCGCAGAUGUCCUUGUUGCCCCAGGCUCCAAAGAACGAUGGAUACGUUGGAAACGCGACCUUGAACAGGUUGCAAAUAGGCUCCAGGAACGAGAGAAACGUAUGGAGUUAGACUCUUUCAUUCCCAGACAUGCCUCUCCACUGGCGAGCCGCACGUCUCCUGAAGCAGGUGCAAGUAACGAGUCCUCUUCGCGGGGGUCUAGCCCUGGGGGAAACUCACCGCUCCAAGCUUCCCGAAGCCCAAGCCACGUCGGCAACGUCUGCCCAUCUAGGGAAAUGGCGAACACGGCUGUGUCCAACAGAUGUGGAUCCCCAAUUAUCUACACCUCACAUAAUGACGUUGCAAUGGAAGGUGAUGGCGAGACAAACACCGAUUCAUGUGCUGACGCUGAUUUUAUCGAUGACACCUAUCAUGACAUUGUUCCAGGGGCUAACGUCCCCCAAGAGCUGGCCGCCGACGACAAACCUAAAGAGCACCACGUCCACUUUGAGGAGGUGGAAAUGGAGGCUGAGACCUCGAGCCCGAAGGAUACCCAUAAGCUGACCCAGGCUUGGGGUGAAGACGAAAUCAGUGAUACAGUUGGCGCCAUUGCUAUUGACUCCCAUGGCAACAUUGCUGCAGGCUCAUCUUCUGGAGGAAUCGGCAUGAAGCACAGUGGGCGCACUGGGCCCGCUGCCUUGGUUGGUAUCGGUACUGCUGUCGUUCCUGUCGACCCUGAUGACAAAAUGUGUACAUCUUCCGCCGCUGUUGCGAGUGGAACAGGGGAGCAUAUGACGACGACAAUGGUAGCUCAAACCUGUGCUGAAAGGAUCUACUCGGGCACCAAACGAAUCGGGGGCAAGCCUGGAGUGUAUGAGCCUACGACGGAAGAUGAAGUCGUUAAAUCUAUGAUCCAGAACGAUUUCAUGGGCCAUCCUGCGGUUAAGUCCAGUCACUGCCAUGCUGCAAUUGGUGUGAUGACUGUUAAGAAAACCCAAGACGGCAUCAUAUUUGUCUUUGGUCAUAAUACCGAUUCUUUUGCUGUGUCGAGCAUGAGCUCUGAGGAUUCGGCGGCAUGCUGUACUAUGUCUCGUACCCCCGGAGACCGCAAGAUAGCCCAGGGAGGUCGCUUUAUCCGACUCAAGAAAUCCAAAUCUAGCCCAACUACUUCGAAAUAA